AUGUUAAACCAACCGAACUACAGGUGUGCCACUAGACAGAGCUUCUCUGCCAGAAAAAGGUUGGUCAGUUCUCUUAAUUCUACAAAUCAGGUAUCUCCUUCCAGCGAGAUCAGCCUGGAGAUUGUGGAACUCAAACAGACCAUCACGCUUCUCAAUGGGGUUGGCCUGAUCAUUGGAAGCAUCAUCGGAUCAGGAAUCUUCAUCGCACCCACAGGGGUGGUGAAGCAGGCCGGCUCUGCUGGGGCCUCCCUGAUAAUCUGGGCGGUGUGCAGGCUAUACUCCACGAUGGGGGCCCUGUGCUACGCAGAGCUGGGCACCACUGUCACCAAGUCAGGGGGGGGGGACUAUGCCUACAUUCUGGAGGUGUACGGGGACCUGGCUGCUUUCUUCAAGCUCUGGGUGGAGAUGCUCAUUAUCCGCCCCUCGUCGCAGUACGUCAUCUCCCUGGUCUUUGCCACAUACAUCCUGAAGCCUUUCUUUCCUGUGUGCAAUGUACCCGAUAGUGCAGCCAAACUCAUCGCCUGUCUCUGUCUGAGUAAGUCGUUAUCUGUAGGGAUCUGUACCUGCUGCGAGUUAAAGUUGCUUACACUUGUGAACAGCAUCAGCGUGAAAGCUGCAACAAAAGUCCAGGAUGUGUUUACUGCAGCGAAGCUCCUCGCUCUAGCCAUCGUGAUUGGCUUUGGCUUCGUGCAGAUCUCCCGAGGUAAACCAUUGUUUCACCAUGGAACAGACUGA
This is a messenger RNA of Acipenser ruthenus (sterlet), 735 nucleotides long. RefSeq names its product putative L-type amino acid transporter 1-like protein MLAS. Gene Ontology annotation, molecular function: neutral L-amino acid transmembrane transporter activity; L-amino acid transmembrane transporter activity. Lineage: Eukaryota; Metazoa; Chordata; Actinopteri; Acipenseriformes; Acipenseridae. Gene Ontology annotation, cellular component: membrane. The record is from RefSeq and is a predicted model, not a curated record. Gene Ontology annotation, biological process: neutral amino acid transport; amino acid transmembrane transport.